Molecule: messenger RNA, 4942 nt
Organism: Amoebophrya sp. A120
Lineage: Eukaryota; Dinophyceae; Syndiniales; Amoebophryaceae
Source: the annotation of a GenBank genome assembly
AUUUCUGGGCGGAUAAGUGAGAUCCUGAAAAAGCGGAUGAAAGACGAAAAAUCGGCCACUUUAAUAAUUUUCUUUUGAAGAUACUUAUUUUCCUCGCAUAAUUUCUUCUUCAGGGAGGCGACGUGUGGUCACGAAGACACCUGCAGUGUGUAGAAGUUAUCACGUAUUAUCUCAUUAGUUGAAGAUAAUUAGGUCAGCACACACAGCCAUCCAUCGAUGGCUGGACCAACGACGAAGCACUUCCUCUCAAUCCGAGAUGAGUGAUCAUGAGCGUAAAUGAAGUAGAAAUUAUAGGCAGCACGCAAAGAAGCAGUUUGUUGCGACCUUGGAAAAUAACUUUCGCAGCCAAAUAAAUCAAUAGUAGGACGAUAGCACAACUUGCUUUUUUUUCGAAGAAAGCAGUGUGUGAAAAUCAGACUACUAUGUCGAAGAGCUUGUACUCUUUCGUAAAACCUGAGAACAAGUAAAGCAGAACUGUACCAAGUAUAAAAAAAGCAACAUUAACAAAUGCUUCGUUGCACCCACGCGGCGCGCACAUGCACGCUGGACGGUGUGACGCGGCGCACGGCGGCGAGCUGUGCGAGCUGCCCGUUCAACACGAGCAAUAUCCACCGAGAAAUGCACACCACGGCCGAGAUCGAAGAUUGCUGCAGGUUUUUGAGACCCUACACCACGACGCACAACACGUUUGCCUCUUCGUCGCACCGGAGGAAUGAGCACCAGGCCGUGAAGUCAUCAACCUCCCCAGUGUACAUCGACGCGUAUCGGGGUUCAGCGUCCCCGCGCGAGGACCGGGUUACUGCGGUAAACCAUGCUGCCACUUCGAUCCGGGCACGAAGUGGUCAACACCAGCAUCAACAACCAGCGGGGGCUUUGUCCCUAUCUUCGCCCGAGAAAAGCUGCAAGUCUUCUUCUAGUUCUUCUCAAAAAUCUCACCGGUCGUCCGUCAUCCCCCUGGCCGUGGCGGCUUUAAGGGAGAACAGUUUGUUUGGAGGUGGUUCUAACGCCAGUGCCAGCAGCAGGAGCAGUAAAAAAGGGACGAAUUCAGAAGUCGCCGGAGUCAAAAAUAUGACCUCGUCCUGUCCGCAACUGCCCAACGGCUGUCCACUGGCACAAAGAAACAGAUCUUCAGGGGGAACUGGUGCUGGCGCGGACUCAUUUCUCGUCUCUAGUACUGUGGAUGAUCAUGAAGCAGUAGACAAGAGCAGCGACGACCCCUGGUGGCGCAGGUUGACCAUACCGGGCAUGUUCCAGCAAACAACUAUACAGUGUCCGUUUUCAACAUCGUCGAGAAGUGUCAGUUUCAUCUCCGAGUUGCAAGAGGAGUUCAUGAAGAGCACGAGAAGUUCAAAUUAUGUGGUGAACAGGAGUAACUCGAAUUCAUCCGCGUCCUAUUUCGUCAAGGAAAACUUGCUCAGCGAGACUUCGCCCUGCUACCGGGAGAAGAUGACAGCGAGGAUUCUCGCAACCGCGGCGUCUGAAGGUGCAGGAUCAGCAACAUCUUCUUCUUCAACACCGGCGGCGGAGCCUGCGACUGCAGGUGAGGCUUCCCACCGGAAGGAAAGUUUUGUGGGGAACAGUGGCGAAAAAGGUGGUGGUGGUGGUGGUGGGAACACCACUAAUACGGUGCCAAGCAGGACAAAGGAGGCCAAGCAGGAGGUUCGGAGACACCGGGAAGUAGCACUUCCGCUGGCGCUUGGGAGGAAUAGAAGACCUGCUGAUCAUGAUGUCGGGCACGAUGAAACUGCUACAUCCAGUGAGGAGGCAAGAGUACAAGUACCUUCAUCGUCAUCAAUUAGCACCACGACAGUGCCGGAGGUGGAUCACGUCGAUUCAACAAGAACCGAUGGGAUUGAUGUUUCAUCAGCAACGCCUCCCCUGGAAGAUGCAGGAAGUGUUGUUACUGGCUCUGUUGGUGUUGUUCCAGCGCAAAUAAACGGAGGAGGUCAACAUACGACGACAGCCAGUGGUGGCCGAGCACGACGACCAGAGACUCAUCUUCUACAUCCGGCUCAACCUCCUCCUCCUCCCACCCCCGUAGUUCUUCCGACAGGGCCCACGACCCCCACGUCACUCCCUACGCCCGCCCCUGCAGCCCGUGUAGAAAUACAACAAGAAGAAGAACCUUCUGCCCAAGAAAUAACCACGACAACUGUUCCACCACCUUCUAGUACAGCUCCCUCUGCAAGAACUUCCGACGUCGAGUCUUUCUACAAGCGGCCGCUGCCGGAUUCGCUGAUCCUGUUCCACUCGCGCGAGGGCCAGCGGAAGCUGGCGGAGUGUCUCCUCCACGAGAACAGCGGCGGGCAGUAUGCCGCGCUCUCCGAGCAGUUCCUGACCCAGUCCCGACCGCCGCUCUGCGGCCCCUCGAGCAUCGUGAUGGUGCUCAACUCCCUCGCGGUGGACCCGCAGCGGGUGUGGCAGGCGCCCUGGCGCUGGCACACCGAGGAGAUGCUGAUGAGCUGCCUGCGCGGGUUGCGACCAGAGUUGCCCGCGCUGCGAGAAAAACGGAAGGAUAGUCCUGGUUCAUCUAGUACAACUUCAUCGGAUACGAUUUUUAAAAGUAGUGCGUGUGGUGGUCGUCCUAGUCCCAGCACUACAUCCAGCACUAGCUGGUCAACAUCAUCUUCAUCGAGGCCGUCAUCAUUCUCGAGAGCAAAAAGCAGCAAUAGCUCGUGCACCGUCGGCAGUUAUAAUUCUAGUGCUUCCCUCUGCGGAAGUUCUGGAGUUGGGGGAGAAACAACCUCACCCGACAAUUCGCCCUGUUCGGCCGCCUGUGAUGCGUUCCGGAAGCGCGUGGCCUCCCAGGGCGUCACGAUGGAGGAAUUUGCGUUCUUGUCCGAGUGCAACGGGUUAACAACGAAAGUGCAAUACGCGGAUGAUGAAACAACCAUGCUGGAGGACUUUCGGGAAGUUUUACAGGAGCUGUUUUACCACGACGAUGAAAACAACAAUUAUACAAAUGCGGAUAGGACUAGUAGCUCGGCGUCCGCGUCUCAACAUAGUGCUUCAGCUUCAUCGAGCAGUAGAAGUUCUUCAUCCACCACGCGGCCAGAACAUCAAAAACAGUUCCAUGAUCACCAUGAUCACCCCGCCCAGCCCUCUUCGCAAGUAGACCAUGAUCCGCACCACCAUAUCGCGCCGCCCCAGCCGACGGCGCCAGUGAUGAACAAUACUAUGCUGAACAACAAUCAGGAGCAGAAGCGGCUGGUGGUGAGUUUCAGCCGGCAGCAACUCGGGCAAACGGGGGACGGGCACUACUCGCCGGUGGCGGCUUUUCACCCGGAAAGCGAUAUGGUGCUGGUGUUGGACGUUGCGCGGUUCAAGUAUCCGCCGUACUGGGUAUCGGUGGAGCAACUGUGGAACGCCAUGAAGGCGGUGGACCCGGUUACCAAACACAGCCGAGGAUUUUUCGUCAUGUCGAAAGAAAACUGUGCCGAUGAUGUCGAAAGCAGCAGCAGUACUGCUGGAAGUACUGGUACAACUUGUAGUAGUUCAGACUCAGCAACAUCACCUGCUUUGCACCGCGAACAGCUGUUGCAGCAGCUUAUCAAACGGUACAGCUCGCACUUCCGCAAGGUGCUGAUCCGAAACCAGAGCUCCUCGGGUGGUCGUGUCAGUGGUUUCGACGACGCAAAAAUUACAGAAGUAUCGUCCCAAGAUCAACAAGAACAUCAUGAAGCAGUAGAUCCACACGCGAUGAACACCCUAAACCCUCUCGCGGAGUUGAAAGACUUGCGUAAGAUGAACACAACGACGACCUUCACAACCUGCGCACCGCAAGGAGAUGAAUCGAGAAUGAGGAGCACAGCCGCGGUGUUGAAACAACAUCAAACCGAACAAACCGCUUUAGCAGCUGCAGUAGUACAACAAACUCGAACCAGCAACAAGAAGAAGAAGAAGAAGCACCAUUUAUCCUGAGUAAAAACGUACCCACACCAGAGUCAGGAUGAGGAUUUUGCAACACAAAGCUAGGAGUUUUGUGAGUCACGCAUGACAAGUUGCGCUAUGCAGUGUAGUGCAGGUUAGCAAGUGCAGCCGCAUCACAGAUUCAUCUGCUCAUCCUGUUCACAGCAUCACAAAUUGCAAAACACGAUUGGAAAUGGCUCUCAUGGGGAUGCGCAUUACAACUCUUCCUGUCUUUGCAAAUCUGCAUUACAACUCUGGUGUGGGUACGUUUUUGCUCAGGAUACCAUUUGUUUCCGAUGCACACUCGCUGGGAAAGGGAGCUCCUGACUUUGUUCGCGCUGUCUGAUGCGCGGGAAUUGGUGCGAUCCUCGAGUAGACUCCUGCAAAAUGUCGGUAGUAGUUGUCACAACUUUGAUAAUGAAGAGUUGUUGAAGGCCGCUUCCCCGAGGCUGCAAGAGGAGGUGGAUAUUCUGUCGCAGAUGUUUCGGGAGCAGGCGGAAGAAGGUGGAAUGUGAUACGAUGGAUCAUUUUUCCGCAUAGUUAUCCUACGAUGGGUCGUUCUUGCUGGUCGAAGCUUUCUGGUCGUGUUGAGUGAUACUAGCAUGUGGUUUUUUUCUGGAAUAAGUACUUUAUCAAACAAGAACCUCCCAAAGCAUCAGGAGCUUCACCAUGCAUGUGGUUUUUUUGCUGGAUUUGUUGUUUGAAAAUUCUAGGCGGAAACACCACGUUAUAAGGAUAAGUACAGCCUCUAAAGCGGCUUUCAAAAGUGUUAUCAUCACCGAAGAACGAAACUACUUACUUACUUUACACACCUUUGAAUUUGAUGGCCACGAGUUGCCUUUUGAAUAAGUACCGAACUUGACGACGGAGCGUGGCCCGCCACUUGAAGCACGAUAUUGAAAGAACGGCAGAUGUACCACACGAGGACUACCAAAUGUAAAAAUGCGACGCGCAGCUACAGGAGCAGCUACACUUUGCAAUUGCAUAGCUAAGUUCUAUGCUGUUGGAAAUCGCAACAUAGGUGAAGUCAGAU